AUGGUUGACACCUCCGCCGUGGUGUUGGAGAGUGUUGUCGUAGAAGAACCUCCCGUCGUCCUGCAGAGUCUAAAAGGAGCCGCUGUCGGGGAUGGUGCAGGUGCAGGCGAUGCCGCUACUCCUGGCGUUGAUGAGGUGGGGCCUGGCGCUGAGGAGCCGGAGCAGAAUGGCCGGCCGUUUUCUCCCCAAAUGAAGUCCCCUCACAUAAGCACGCUCUACGAGAAGCAGGACGUGAUGGUGAAGCAUUUCGGGGUGACACAGAAGCAGGCGCUGCGCACACAGGCGCUGCUGAGGCUGGGAGUUACUGAUGAGGACGUCCGGAUUGCCGAGCGAUUAAUGGGGUCACGUUCAGAAGGGGCGGACAAUACACCCUCCAAGGAAGAAUGGCUACUGGGAGUCACAUACGCACAGAUGAGCUUUCACAAGGCGCUGCAGGUGUUGGGGAUAUCCGAAGCUGUGGUGGAGGAGGAGAGGUCACGGCGACUUGGCGAGCUCGGGUCUGGCGGGAGGGGGGGGGGGGCGUCGGAAUGUGGCGCUGGUCAGGAGGCGGAGGACACGUGCGGUAGGUUCUUCAUCAAGAAGCGGCGGUCAUCGAUCGAAGAACUGGGAACCACACUACCCGGGGAGGUAGCCUUUGCAAAUUCGCGAGUGCUGCAGCUGGAGGAAGUCUGCCACACGCAAAUGACGCGUAUCCAGGAGCUUGAGUCUCAGCUCGCUGUACUUUCCGCGAGGUCGUCCACAUCGGAUUCGUGAAAUGGGUCCAGUUUGUACACUUUUCGCCCCGCGGCCAAUGACGAUGGGCGUUCAGGAGGGCAGUGAGAACCCGAGCGUUUCGACGAUGUCAUUGGGUUCUUGUGAGGGUCCCGCCACGAGGCGAGAAGUCGUCGAUCGAUAAUCCACAAUUCGUACACGGAUUGAUGCAAGCCACGGGUUCUGGGCGGCGGGGGGGUAUAACUUUUUUCUCUCUCUCAUGUAAACACAACCGUGAGAUUCUCACGUUCGCCUUUAACCAGGUUGGCCGUCAAACUUUUGCUCCUAUACCAUACAAAAUGUAUCCCCCCCGUGUAUGGGCCGGGGGUAAAUGGAAAACGUACCCACAUUUACAUUUUUUUUCGCAAGAGGUACGGGAUGGGGAGGUUUGUAUUGAAUUGUUUUGUUUG
Ectocarpus siliculosus is the source of this 1160-nucleotide messenger RNA. The record is from the annotation of a GenBank genome assembly. NCBI's taxonomy places the organism in Eukaryota, Phaeophyceae, Ectocarpales, Ectocarpaceae.